UAGAGUUUUAAUCCUAUGUCUGAGCUCGACGAUAAUUGGCCAUGCAAGUCUGAUGACACUCCAGAGUUGGAAAGUAGAGUGAACUUAUUGUCUGGUCAAAGAGUUAACAAGGCUACUGACAUCCCUCGAGCAUCUGGUAAGGGGAACAAUGAUUUUACAUUUCCAUGUGGCCCCUCAGUAGCUGAGGAUGAUGAUGAUGAUAAUGAAGUUAUUGAGUCAAAAAUUAGAGCAUUCCUUGAUGAGAAGGGACUUGAGGUGGAUUAUUCGGGAUCAGGCCAUUGUGAUGACGACAUGUGUCAGAUAGAUGAUGAAGAUGAUCUUGUGAUUGGAGCAUCAGCAAAGUUUGAUUUUACUUUACUUUCUGAUGAUUUUAAUAAGAGGUUUAAUCCUAUGUUUGAGCCGGACGAUAAUUGGCCAUGCAAGUUUGAUGACACUCCAGAGAAGUUCCCAGGAAAUGUCCCACAUUGGGGAUCAGGAAAUUGUGAUGACGACAUGUGUCAAAUAGAUGAUGAAGAUGAUCUUGUGAUUGGAGCAUCAGGAAAGUUUGAUUUUACUUUACUUUCUGAUGAUUUUAAUAAGAGUUUUAAUCCUAUGUCUGAGCCUAACGAUAAUUGGCCAUGCAAGUUUGAUGACACUCCAGAGAAGUUCCCAGGAAAUGUCCCACAUUGGGGAUCAGGAAAUUGUGAUGACGACAUGCGUCAAAUAGAUGAUGAAGAUGAUCUUGUGAUUGGAGCAUCAGCAAAUUAUUUGAACUUACCUACCAAAGUUGUUAAGAUCGGGAUUCUACACAGGAUCAUUGUGGGGGUCUAUUAA
Messenger RNA from Camellia sinensis, 813 nucleotides. NCBI's taxonomy places the organism in Eukaryota, Viridiplantae, Streptophyta, Magnoliopsida, Ericales, Theaceae. The record is from RefSeq and is a predicted model, not a curated record.